AUGAAGGAAGAGCUUUUAAUUCAAUAUUUCUAUGAAGGACUACUUCCACUGGAGAGACAAAUGCUUGAUGCUUCAGCGGGAGGUGCUUUGGUUGACAAAACACCAGUUGCUGCGAAGAUCUUUAUAGCAAACCGAGCUUUGAAUGCACAACAAUACGAAGGAGUUGGAGGGAGAGAUCAUACACGGCCAAGUCCAGUUAAUGAGGUUGUUGAAGGAUCCAAAGUGCAAAGUACAGCCACUUGUAGCGUGUGCUCUAUGCAUGGACACCCCACUGAUCAAUGUCCUCAAUUAAUAGAGAAUGGGGGAUGGGAAAGUGCCAAUGCCGUAGGUUAUCAAGGCCAAAAUCAACCUAGGUAUGACCCAUUUUCAAACACCUACAAUCCGGGCUGGAGAGAUCAUCCAAAUUUGAAGUGGAGGGAGCCUCAACAACAACAAGGCGGAUAUAGACAGCCACCUCCGGGCUCUAUCAAAGGCCGUUCGCACCAGCACAACCUCAACCACAAACUGCCCAAUCAAAUUCAGGGUUUACAAAAUCAAGCCAAAGAGAUGAGCGAAGUGAAGAAGCAAAUUGGGCAGAUGGCGGAAUUCAUGGGACAGUUUAGAGAAGAAGGCAAACUACCUAGCUCAACCAUUGUCAAUCCAAAGGAGGUUUUGAAACGGCUAAAGCUAUCAUCUUGA
Messenger RNA from Prunus armeniaca (apricot), 678 nucleotides. The record is from the annotation of a GenBank genome assembly. Lineage: Eukaryota; Viridiplantae; Streptophyta; Magnoliopsida; Rosales; Rosaceae.